CACCCUCGCCUGGGACCUGCCAUAAGUCUCGGCCCCCGCGCGCUGCGGCGCAGUACUGCAGCCUUCCCGAGCUAGUGGGCUCAGCCGACGCUUGAGCUUCAGGAUGGUUCGUGCUAGGAGCUGGACCCUGAAGAAGAAUUUUGAAGGCUACCCUACUAACAGUGACUUUGAAUUGAAGACAACUGAGCUCCCACCCUUAAAAAAUGGAGAGGUCCUGCUUGAAGCUUUGUUCCUUACCGUGGAUCCUUAUAUGAGAAUCGCAGCCAAAAGAUUGAAGGAGGGUGACAUGAUGAUGGGGCAACAAGUUGCCAGAGUUGUGGAAAGUAAAAACUCAGCCUUCCCAACAGGAACUAUUGUACUGGCUUCUUCAGGCUGGACAACACACUCCAUUUCUGAUGGAAAAGAACUGGAAAAGCUGCCUACAGAGUGGCCAGACACAUUACCACUGUCUCUGGCUCUGGGGGCAGUUGGCAUGCCAGGUCUGACAGCCUACUUUGGCCUACUUGACGUCUGUGGUGUGAAGGGUGGAGAAACACUGAUGGUUAAUGCAGCAGCAGGAGCAGUGGGCUCUGUUGUUGGGCAGAUAGCUAAGCUCAAGGGCUGCAAAGUGGUUGGAGCAGCUGGGUCUGAUGACAAGGUUGCCUACCUUAAAAAAGUUGGAUUUGAUGUUGCCUUUAACUACAAGACAGUAGAGUCUUUGGAAGAAACUUUGAAAAAAGCCUCUCCUGGUGGUUAUGAUUGCUAUUUUGAUAAUGUAGGUGGAGAGUUUUCAAACACUGUUAUUGGCCAGAUGAAGAAAUUUGGAAGAAUUGCUAUAUGUGGGGCCAUCUCUACAUAUAACCGUACUGGUCUGCCUCCCCCAGGUCCACCCCCAGAAAUUGUCAUCUAUCAGGAACUCCGCAUGGAAGGGUUCAUCUUCAACCGCUGGCAAGGGGAUGUCCGCCAGAAGGCUCUGAAAGACUUGCUGAAAUGGGUCUCAGAGGGUAAAAUCCAAUACCAUGAAUACAUCAAAGAAGGAUUUGAAAACAUGCCAGCUGCAUUUAUGGGAAUGCUGAAAGGAGAAAAUUUGGGGAAGGCAAUAGUGAAAGUAUGAAAAACGACACAUGGAAUCUAGAGAUCAUUUGAAUGACUACUUAAUUGCUGCUUUUCCCCAUUUAGUAAAAAUGUAUAUUGCCUUAAUUAUCUAAGAAAUGGCAACUAAUGAGUUUGACCUACUGAAUAAGGUAAAUUUAAGUAUAACUGGUGUGUUAUUAGCAACAGGGAAUGAUAAUUUCAGUGAACAAAAACCAGUCACCCCACUGCCAAUUACAGGUCCUUCUGGGUUAUGGUAGAAAAUAAUGGCUUUGAAGUCUGAUUUACUGCCUCUGCGACCUUGGACUUCUGCUUUUUCAUCUGUACAAUGAGGAUAAUGACAUCUGCUUCAUAUACAUAUUAUACACUUACUUAAAGCAUCUGCAUAAUGCCUGGCAUAUAUUAGCUGCUCAGUAAAUGCUAGCCGUGAAUUCAAAGUCAUAAUAUUAUAAUAUUACUACUCCUACUGCUUAUGAUUAUCCUAGAAAAAAUAAUCAUUGCUAGUGUAAAAGAGGUCCCAGGACCAGCCCACACUGAUCCUUUGCAGGCAAGUCGAGUGAUGGACCAGGGAAGGAAUCUACUCCUCACCACAGCUACAAAAAAGAUAAUACAAUGGAAUAUUAAUAGCUUAUAAAAAUUGUACAAUGUAUAUGACAAAAGCUUAAAACAUUACUGAGGAACACAAAAGAAAACUUGAACAUAUAGAAAGGUGUCUUGUUCUGGGACAGGAAGAUUCAGUGUCAUAAUGUCGUCAAUUCUGUUGGUCAAUCGUGCCACCAACAGAAGAGGGAUUAAAGAAAUUGUAGUACAAUAAAACAAUGAAAAAAUUG
Molecule: messenger RNA, 1901 nt
Organism: Loxodonta africana (African savanna elephant)
Lineage: Eukaryota; Metazoa; Chordata; Mammalia; Proboscidea; Elephantidae
Gene: PTGR1
Product: prostaglandin reductase 1
Exons: 10
Coding region: 104-1093 (329 amino acids)
Biological process (GO): prostaglandin metabolic process
Cellular component (GO): cytoplasm
Molecular function (GO): 2-alkenal reductase [NAD(P)H] activity; 15-oxoprostaglandin 13-reductase [NAD(P)+] activity
Source: RefSeq, a predicted model, not a curated record